AUGUCCAUUGACGCCGCUCUGUCAGCCAGGCCAAAGCCCCUCUCCUACAUGGAGAAGCUGUCUGAUGAGGUCUCUAUUUACCGCCCUGCUGGCGACGCAGCCGCUAGCUCGUCGGCGUCCCCGAAGCUCAUCAUCAUCGCUAGCUGGACCAAUGCGGGCGACAACCACAUUGCCAAAUAUGUCGACAAGCAUAAGGAUUUGUUCCCAGCUUCGCAGAUUCUACUGGUGAAGAGCUACAACAAGACGUUCUUUGAUCCGGAAAUUCUUGCAUUUUCUGUAAAGCCGAUGGUUCCGGUUAUAAGGGCCGCGGUUCCUCAAACUGCAUCGCUGUCUUCUCAGCCGCAGGUUUUGAUCCACAUCUUUUCCAACGGAGGCUCGGCGAACAUCUCAGCCUUAUACGAUGAGUAUGCUGGGUCCGCAGGGGAAGGCGAAGAUCCCUACCUCCCGCACCAUGUAACCAUUUUCGACUCAGCACCAGGUGCUCAGCGGGUCGUCAACAUGGCUGCUUUCUUCCAAGUCGGUCUGCCAAAGGUGCAGCGCAUACUUAUCACACCUUUCAUCUACUUGAUGGUUGUGAGCUGGCAGUUUCUCAAGAUCCUCGGCAUCACCAAGGAUUGGCUGGUCUUCUGGGGCAAGACACAUAAUGAGGCGAGGGGCAAGAAAGAGCGUGAGCUUCGCCGUACCUACAUCUACAGUGAGACAGAUGCUCUAGUCGGCCAUGAAGACCUAGAGGCCCAGGCUGCCGAAGCAAAGAGUUUGGGUUUUAAUGUUAGAAUGGAGAAAUUUGAUAGAUCUUUACAUGUCGCGCACGCUAGGAAGGAUGAAGCGAGGUACUGGGGUGCAGUGCAAGAGACUUGGGCAGGUAUUUGA
Messenger RNA from Fusarium sp. VM40, 870 nucleotides. The record is from the annotation of a GenBank genome assembly. NCBI's taxonomy places the organism in Eukaryota, Fungi, Ascomycota, Sordariomycetes, Hypocreales, Nectriaceae.